This is a messenger RNA of Suillus fuscotomentosus, 1287 nucleotides long. RefSeq lists its product as uncharacterized. The transcript is spliced from 4 exons. The record is from RefSeq and is a predicted model, not a curated record. Lineage: Eukaryota; Fungi; Basidiomycota; Agaricomycetes; Boletales; Suillaceae. The annotation marks the transcript as partial.
GACGUUGAGCGGACAAAGACUGUCGGUGACCUCAAAAAUGUUAUCAAGGUCGCCAAGAAGCCAGAGUUUGACCAUGUUGCCGCCGACCGUCUUGAGCUAUGGAAGGUCAAGAUCAAUUUGAAUGAUAUAGACUUACGGAACGCGAUCAUAGACGGCGGCAUCGAGCUGCACCCGUUAACCGAGCUGUCUGAUGUGUUUGCGGAUGGAAUAGAGCGCGGAUGCAUUCAUAUCAAGGGCGCGGGUAGUCCGUCGGCCGGUGCAAAACCAUCUGCAUUCUCAACCAAGCAGGACCAGCAAGAGUACCUUUGCAACCGUCCUCGCAGAGCCGCGGACCCUGUUCCCAUUACUCUUCUUGAGCCUAUCUUCGCCGAGUUCGUGGAUGAUUGUCAAAAGUAUGAACCAACUGUCCACGAUAACGACUUUGUUUUGCAACUUUCGGAAAAGAUGGCCUCCUUCUAUCCCAAUGAGCUCGCGCGGAUGAAUACAUUCCGGCAAGUGCUCCGUGACUACGGUAUUAUACUCAAUGCUUCUAUGGUUGGCUCAACCGGAUGUACGACGGACAGACAUAUUUUGUCUACCAAUGGACAGUUUGUGCUGAUGAUAAUUGAGGGGAAGAACGAGAUCGGAAGUGGCACUGCCGAACCGUUCAUGGAGGCGAUGUUGUACUACCGCAAGUUUAUGGAAGACUCGAAGAUUGAGAUGGCGAGGCUCCGGUCUUUCAUUCCAUGCAUCCAUAUUAUUGUCUUCGACCUCCGCAUGCAAGUGAUGGCAGCUCGUACUUUCGGGGCUCUCAAAAUUGCCGUCGAGAAACUCACCAAACUAUACUCCCAUCCAAUCCCGACCCUCGAACCCGAAGAUCCAUAUCUUAAAUGUCCCUACCCUCGGAGUUAUACCAAUUCCACCGGUUUCAUUCAGGAAUUCUCGUAUGAUGAGACUCAAAUCCUCAGGGAUCGACUUAUUUUCUUCGGGGAAACCGUUGGCGAUGCGGCUGGGAGCAAGAUAUGCAUGAAGUUUGUCAGGCACUAUUCCCCUCAGGCUCACGAAUUCUGUGCCAGCAAGGGGAACGCCCCCAAACUUAUCGCCUACAAUUCUUUACCCGGCGGCUGGAAUCUGGUGGUUAUGGAUGCCCUUGAUAUUGAUAAUGAUUGCUUUCCACAACGACCUGGCUCAUAUCGACUGCUCAGUGAGAUAAGUGUUUUGGACCGUCAGCCGCUGAAGGAGACCAUCACCUCUCUCAUCCGGGAGUUACACAAUCACAAUGACGGCUACGUUCAUGGCGACCUUUGA